Molecule: messenger RNA, 1144 nt
Organism: Olea europaea var. sylvestris
Lineage: Eukaryota; Viridiplantae; Streptophyta; Magnoliopsida; Lamiales; Oleaceae
Product: tetraspanin-8-like
Exons: 2
Coding region: 115-924 (269 amino acids)
Biological process (GO): auxin-activated signaling pathway
Cellular component (GO): plasmodesma; plasma membrane
Source: RefSeq, a predicted model, not a curated record
CAUAUUUGUAUAUAUACAACCGCAUCGAUGCAUAUAUCCAUCAUUACAAAAGUCUAACUUUCUUGAAUUCUCCGCCUUUUUACUCGAUAUUCUGAUAAAUUCUUGAAUUCCUCAAUGGUGCGUGUGAGUAACAAUUUGGUCGGCAUUCUUAAUUUCGUAACACUUUUGCUCUCGAUCCCCAUCAUAGGAGGUGGCAUAUGGCUCUCAAAACAAGCCAACACAGAGUGCGAGCGGUUUCUUGACAAACCCGUAAUCGCUUUGGGAGUGUUUAUUCUGCUUGUUUCUUUGGCAGGUUUAGUGGGAUCAUGCUGCAGAAUUACAUGGCUUUUAUGGGUUUAUCUCCUUGUCAUGUUCUUGUUGAUUGUCUUGCUAUUUUGCUUCACAAUCUUUGCUUUUGUGGUUACAAAUAAAGGGGCCGGAGAGUCCUUAUCUGAUAAAGGCUACAAAGAAUACAGGCUUGGAGAUUACUCUAACUGGCUGCAGAAACGGGUCAACAGUGACAAGAAUUGGAAUAAGAUUAGGAGUUGUUUGCAAGACAGUAAGAUCUGCCAGAGGUUGCUGGAUGAUGGCUCCUCCACCAGAGUUGAAGAUUUUUACAGGGAACGCCUCUCUGCUCUUCAGUCUGGUUGCUGUAAACCAUCAAACGACUGCAACUUCCAGUAUGUUAGCCCCACCAACUGGACUAGGACCUCUCAAUCGUCGUCAACAAAUUCCGACUGCGCUAAGUGGAGCAAUGACCCUAAUGCUUUGUGCUAUAGCUGCCAAUCAUGCAAGGCUGGGUUGCUGGAUAACAUCAAGAGAGACUGGAAGAGAGUGGCUGUCAUCAACAUCAUAUUCCUAGUCUUUCUCAUAAUCGUCUACUCCGUUGGAUGCUGCGCUUUUAGAAACAAUCGGGAGGACAACGGAUGGAAACGAUAUCCUUGAAUGUGUCCAUAAGAUUCUGGUUUGAGUAGAUAUUAGUAGUAUCAGAACUGAUCUCCUGCGUACAGUGUGCAGGAAAUAUCUCCUGUUAGUAGUACAUCUCUAAUUAUUUCUGGUGUUUGUAGCAUUGUCCUAAAGUUUUAUUAGGUUUAUGGUACACUGUUUUCAUUUCGUUUUUCAGACCUUAUAUAUCUUGAUUUUCUAUGUAUGGCCCCGUUUGGUA